UCUGGGCCAAGUCCAUGGCUCGUCGUGCUGCGGAGGCACUGCUCGUCCUCGGGUUCCUCUUCCUACCCCUCACGGCGUCGAGCUUCCUCGUCCCAGAGAGCCCGCGCCGGUCCGGCGAGACUGGCGACGAGGUGCUCGGCAUCGCACUCGGCGCAACCCACUCGUGCAUUGCCGCCGUACACCGGGACGGCUCCAUAAAGAUCGUCCCCGACGACCAGGGCAACCGCGUCACCCCCGGGUGGGUCGCCUUCACCGACGACGGCGAGAGGCUCGUCGGCGAGGCCGCCAGGAACCAGUACGCCGCCAACCCGAACCGCACCAUCUAUGGCGCCAAGCGACUCCUGGGACGGCGGUUCAGCGACGCCGACCUGCAGCGGGACGUGGAGACCUUGCCGUACGCCGUCGUCGACCGGGAAGGGAUGCCGUACGUCAGGGUGGACGACGUGCGGACGCUCAGACCCGAGGAGAUCACGGCCGCGGUGUUCGCAGACAUGAUGGACAGGGCGGCGGCCCACCUGGGCAGGAAGGUCACACGGGCGGUGCUCACCGUCCCCGCCCACUACACCGACGCGCAGCUGUAUGCUACCAAGGAGGCCGGCAUUCUCGCCGGCCUCGACGCCCUCCGCUUGGGGCGACGCGAGGAACAUGCUGGUGUUCGACCUCGGCGGCAGCACGCUCGACGUCGCCGUGCUCACCUCGAUGAAGGCGUGUUCGAGACCAUGGCGAGCCGCAGCGACGCCCACCUCGGCGGCGACGACUUCGACCGCCGACUCGCGGACUACUUCGUCGAGCUGGUCCAGCGCAAGCACGGCUGGGACGUCACCGGCGACGGCAGCGCGAUGCAGAGGCUGCUGCGGGAGUGCGAGCGCGCCAAACGGGCGCUGAGCGAUCAGCACCAUGUGCUCGUGGAGCUCAAGGCGCUGUUGGACGGCGUGGACCUGUCGGAAACGCUCACGAGGGAGCUGUUCGAGGAGCUCAACCAAGACCUCUUCUUGAAGACGAUGGCCCCGUUGAAGAAGGCCCUGGCGGACGCCGAGCUGGAGAAGCGAGACAUCCACGAUGUCGUCCUCGUGGGCGGCAGCAGCAGGAUCCCCAUGGUGCAGCAGCUUGUCAAGGACUACUUCGACGGCAAGGAGCCCGUCAACGUCGACGGGAUCAACCCUGACGAGGCCGUCGCCUACGGGGCCGCCGUUCAGGGGAGCUAUCUGGCUGGACACCAUGACGACGACGACAAGGUGUUUUGGGGGAUAGUUGACGUGCCGCAGCCCGCUAUUGGCAUCGAAGCCGCCGACGGGGCAAUGGUGAAGCUGAUCCGGAGGGAUGCCGGCUACCCGGCGAAGGGGAUGGAUGUCAUCACCACUUAUUGGAACAAGCGGACCACCGUUGCAAUCAAGGUGUAUGAGGGCGACAGAAGCGAGGUCAAGGAUAACAGACUCCUCUGCCAGCUUGACCUCUCUGAAAUCCCACCUGCAAGUAUAUGGAACUGGGGAAGGCGGGAUAUCGAGGUGACCAUCCAGGUGGACGAGGCGGGCACGAUCCAUGCCGGGGCGACGGACAAGGCCUCCGGCAAGACGGCCAAGACCAGCUAUGGUUAUCAUCAUCGCCGGAUGAGUCAGGAAGAGUUCGACGCUAUGAUGCGUGAAAUGGACGAGUUCGCCAGGGACGGCAAAGCUAGGCUGGAGGCCUACGUGCACAGCAUCAAGGAGACCCUUGUCGCCGCUGGUGGCAUGGAGCUGGAGGAGAAGAAGAGGGGGGAGGUGGAGGGUGAGGUGAUGGCGGUGAGCAAGUGGCUCGACGGAAACACAUACACCGCCGAGGAGGGCGACUAUGAGAAGAAGCUCAGUGAGUUGCAGGGCGUGUGCGACCCCGUCAUCUCGGCCAUGCAAACAAGGUUGGGAGAUGACCUCGAUGACUACGAGGAUGAGCUUUAGGUCGUUGGAUGGCAAUGACCCUGAAAAUAACAAUUGUUAGCAUUAAUUGAUUAAUUAAUCAAUUCAUUGCUUAGAGGCAGUACUAGCUAAAUACCCACACAUAGCCACAAAACAAUCACAAUGUCAAUUUUACAUGAUAGAGGCAUUAAACAUAGUGUUUCUAAAGUUAUUGUCUUUAUUUUAUUAUUACAGUUUAA
Triticum aestivum (bread wheat) is the source of this 2128-nucleotide messenger RNA. RefSeq names its product heat shock 70 kDa protein BIP5-like. Gene Ontology annotation, molecular function: ATP-dependent protein folding chaperone; ATP binding. The coding region runs from base 15 to 1931 and encodes 638 amino acids. The transcript has 4 exons. NCBI's taxonomy places the organism in Eukaryota, Viridiplantae, Streptophyta, Magnoliopsida, Poales, Poaceae. The record is from RefSeq and is a predicted model, not a curated record.